CUGCGACUUGGAAGCUCAGUGGACUGCCCGGAGGUGGCGGCCCUGGUGUACUGUGAGCUGUGCCCGGCGGUGGAGAGGGUAGUCUCCCAUGGCCUCCGUGACUACGAGGCCGGCGUCCAUCUCUUCGGGAAGGUCAGGCUGUCUCCGUGGAGGCUGGCCGAAAUGACCGCAGAGCUAGGCCCGUACACGCGUCCCCUCCAUGAGCUGGCACGCUCGGUGCGACAAAAGAACACGCUGCCCUCCAACAGACAUAAGUUUUACGGCUUUGUCGCAGGACUACUCAACCUGCGACUGUUAGACUUCUGGCUGGGCUACCUGCGCUGCAAAGAGCAGCUCGUCCCUCGCGUCUACCACGACCACGCCUGUCUGCGCGCCAGCCUGCGCGGACCGCUAGACGCCUGCUACACGCGACUGCUGCGAGAGUUACAGCCCCUGGCCGUCCUGCCCUUCCAGCUGGAGGUCACGGUCAUCCCGGCGCUGGUCAUGGGAGACAGCGUGAUGGUGGCCUCUGUGGUCGACCUUGACCCGCCGCCGGCGAGUCUGUGGUCAGUGAGGGGAGAAAAGACUCCGCCCCCAGCCCCGCCCCCGCCUCCAUCGCGACCUCGACAAGGCGAUCGGGAUCGUGGAAGUGGCUACGUAACCCUGGCGCCUUCUCCAACGCCCUGGCCCACGUGGCAGCAAAGAUCGGCUCCUCCUCCCCAAAACCUGGCCACAUGACCGAGUCAGGAUCAGAGCCGAAACAGGAAGCAAAUGUUGCCACUGACGGAGAGAGAGAGGAGAAGAAGAAGAAAGUUGAUGAAGGGAAGAAGGAGAGUGAGGGCGGCCCAGAGGUGGAGGGAGGAGUGACCACCACGGAGGGUGUGUCUCUCCCUGCUGUUGUGAGGGACCACCGCGCAGCCACCCGCCCACACCCCGCCCAACAGCGAGACCCACGCACCGCGCCCCGCUCAGACCUCUCCGACCUCUUCCUCCAGGAGAGUUCUGCCGAGGGGGAGAUGAGUGACGGACCGACCCCUGGCCCCACGACCUCCGACCCUGCGACCCCCGAUCCCGUGACCUCCGACCUCCGACCGCGGUGCGCUGUGCCGGAGGGCGGCCUAGAGCUGUGCCCACAGAGACUGCGCAAGUACCAGGUACCCAGGAAGAUCUCGGAACUGUCGCAGGCUUUGACACUGCCCAACGUGGAGGUCAUACGGACACACGCACCAGACGACGCACACACGGACGCACUCUCGGACACAGCACAGGGGUCAGAGGUGGCGGGCCAGGUGUGUGAGGGGGUGGGCCAGGUGGUGGGUCCGCGGGACGACGGGGCGGGUCAGGGAGGCAAGGACAGGACACAGCUUGGGACGGAGGACAUCCCCAGCCUUAGCUCACACCCCGACCCUCUCCCUGACGCUGACCCUAACACUGACCCUAACACUGACCCCGACGCUGACCCUAACACUGACCCUAACACCGACCCUAACCCUGACCCUAACGUUGACCUUGACCCUAGCGCUGCGAUCCCCCAGGACAAACUGAGCGCUGGCAAGCCGGCCGGACACAGGAAGUCCCCGCGGUCGGCUUUCAGUAUCCUCAGUUUCUUUGACCGCAUCCUUCUACCCCAGGAUAGAGGGAAGGUGGCAGUGGUGGAGGAGAAGGGGAAGGAGGGAAGAGGGAAAGAGGAGAAGGAAGGGAAAGAUAAGGAAGCCAAGGGGAAAGACGGAAGGAAGAAGGAGGUCCCAGAGGAGGGGAAAAGGACGGAAGAGAAAGGAGGGAAGGGAAAAGAUGAGAAAGUUGUGGAGGAGCAGAGAGCGAGAGAGGAGAUAGGAAAAGAGGAAAAGGAGGAGAAAGGAGAGGAAGUGAGAAAGGAAGAGAAAGAUGGAGAGACAGAGGGCAGAGAGGAAGGAAGUGAGCGCGCUAGCCAGCGAGAUGUGACAGCCCAGGGGAAGAAACGGGACGGUGACGUCUGUCUGACCAAGUCAGCGACCUGCGACACCCAGGGGAAGUCAGCGACCUGCGACACCCAGGGGAAGUCGGCGACCAGCGACACCCAGGGGAAGUCAGCGACCAGCGACACCCAGGGGAAGUCAACGACCAGCGACACCGACAGGAAGUCAGCAACCUGCGACACUCACAGGAAGUCCGAAGCGACGGUGAGUGUGUCUAAGGCUGUCAGCAGCCCCACCGCGGGCAAUGUGUCUAAGGCUGUCAGCAGCCCCACCGCGGGCAAUGUGUCUAAGGCUGUCAGCAGCCCCACCACGGGCAAUGUGUCUAAGGCUGUCAGCAGCCCCACCGCGGGCAAUGUGUCUAAGGCUGUCAGCAGCCCCACCGCGGGCAAUGUGUCCAAGGCCGCCAAAAGUUCCGCUAGCCCCGAGGUUGUGAGUUCGCGACCCCGCCUCCUGGACAGGGGGUCAAGGGUUGUGCGUGGAGGAGUGACCUUGAGAGACCGCAGCGGCGCUAAGAUCAUCACCACGGCAGGGGCAGUGCGCAACAAGACGGCCGAGAUGUUUCCCAAGGCCCGGCCCGUCUCCGCUUUUCUGGAGCGAGACCUUGAGGAGUCUGGGUGGUCGCUGGACAGCAGCACCCUGGCGCGACCCCUGUCACUGUGUGACCUGCCCAACAUGGCCGCCCCGCUGGCUGGCGAGCACAUCGAACACGUGCGAGCCGCACUCUUCACCGACCCGUUGCCCCGGCGACACUCCCCGCGCACACCAACACGCACCGCGCACGACGCGCACAUGCUUAGCAGCACGGAGGACACACAAGUCUGGCACACGCCAACACGCCAGCAGGCCCUGGAGAAGAGACAGGACUGGCACACACCAACACGCCAACAGGCCCUGGAGAAGACACAGGACUGGCACACGCCAACACGCCAGCAGGCCCUGGGAAAGACACAGGACUGGCACACGCCGACACGCCAACAGGCCCUGGAGAAGACACAGGACUGGCACACGCCAACACACCAACAGGCCAAGAGUUUGCCGGAGACAGAGACAAAAGAAGACAAUGAGAAAGUUGUGGAGGGAGGGGAGGGGAGGCAGCCAGCCUCCCAGGAGGAGGAGGGGGCGGAGUCUGGUGGCUCCUCCCUCAGCGAGAGUGACAGCAGCUGUGGGCGGGGCAAGUCCCGUGGUGGGCGGGGCCAGGAGGUGGGGGAGACGUGCCAGUGGGACGGACGGACAGAGGAGGA
This is a messenger RNA of Aplysia californica (California sea hare), 3175 nucleotides long. RefSeq lists its product as uncharacterized. The record is from RefSeq and is a predicted model, not a curated record. Gene Ontology annotation, molecular function: protein binding. Lineage: Eukaryota; Metazoa; Mollusca; Gastropoda; Aplysiida; Aplysiidae.